GUGGUGCGUAUGUGUGUGCUGCGGCACCGUUGCUGUCACCGUUGCCGUUGAACUUGGUUUAGCUUUGGCUUCGUUGGGCUUGAUUCGCCUCAAAGCGUCGAGACGCGACGCGAAGCGACUUAGCGUGUGUGCGCGCGCGACUUCAUCAACUCGAAACGCAAAAUUCAAAUUUCAGUCGCUGCGCUCAAGUCGCCGCCGCUGGUUCGUUACUUUCGAAAUACGCUGCCGAAUGUGAAGAAGUAGUGAGAUUGAAUUUUCAAAAAGUUGCAAAAAAACAAAAGUAAUUCCAAAAAAAAAAGUUGGCAUAAGUAAACAUUAACAAACGAAAAAAAAUAAGGCAAACUAGUAGCACAGUGUGGUGCGCAGUGGUAACGAACGUUAGGUGAGAGCACCAACGACAAAUUUCUAAAAUAUCCAAAUAAGCGAAAAGUCGAAUAACAUGCGUAUAAGUGGCAAAGUAACUGUAGUAAAUGAAAGCAAUCAAAGUAAAGGCGAAUAAAUUGUCUGCGAAUUGAAGAAACAUGUUUUAGUACAAUAAAAUUAACAAAAAAAAUAAAAUAUGAACAGUUUUCUACAACUAUGAAAACUAGAGAUCACAAUUAUUGCGGUAAAUUUACAACAAAAAAAAACAAUAAACUUUUAUUUGCCGCUUAAGGACAAUUAUUACACAAACAUUUGCAUUUACAGUUACGAUUAAACACCGCUAAUAACAUAAGACUACUAAAUCCGUGCAACUAUUUAAUUUUGAGUGCAAACAUUUUGCCAGUUUUUCGCCAGCGUUGCCGUGUUUGCGAAUUGUGUGAGUUUCCUGCUGUCCACCAUAAAAGCUAACCCCUAUCAAAAUGGGUCACAGUGCGGCCGACACAACCACCGCCAAUCCGGCGGCUACGAGUAUGGCCAUUGCCACUAUAACGCCUAUCACAGCGAAACGCGUAGAAGCCAGUGAAAAGCCGCCGCAGAAACCGAAUCUAACUUGGCGUGAGAAACUACAAAAGGUCAUCAAUAAUAUCACCGUAGAGCCGAUCCUAGCCGCAUACAUUAUGCCCAGUGUGCUCUCAGGUUUGGCGACGCAAAAUUUGAAUUUGGAAAAGGCGUGCCGCGUAAACAUGGACUAUGGCGAGGUGGUUUGUGAUGCGCUCACACGAAGAGAUACGGCCAAUUAUACGCUCGAGGAGGAGACCGUGCAACAGAUGGUCGCACGCAUGGCCGCCUGGAAAACUGUGAUACAAUCGAUAUUUCCCUGUCUGCUCAUUCUGUUUUGGGGCUCGUGGAGCGAUCGGCAUCAUCGGCGAAAACCUUGUAUUCUCAUACCAAUUAUUGGCGAAUUUCUUGGCACUGUAGGUCUCAUACUUUGUGUUUAUUUCGAACGUACGCCGAUGGAGGUGGCUGCUUUGACGGAAGCCAUAUUUCCAUCGCUGAGUGGCGGUUGGUUUACAAUGCUAAUGGGUGUCUUUAGUUAUAUAGCAGAUAUUACUACGGAAGAGGAGCGUACGCUACGUAUUGGCAUAUUGAAUGUAUGCUUCUCGGUGGGCGUACCAAUCGGUAUGGCGUUCAGUGGAGUGUUGCUGAAACAAAUUGGUUUCUAUGGUGUUUUCUCUAUCUCAGCAAGUCUCUAUUUGUUCUCGUUCCUAUAUGGUUUAUUCUUCUUGGCUGAACCACGUGCCAAACCAGAGAAGAGCGUGCCGAAGGGAGAGCGAAAGAGUUUAUUAGCCGAUUUCUUCGAUAAGGAUCAUGUGGUUGAGACCUUCCGGGUGGCUUUUAAGCGAGGCGAAAACCAGCGUCGUCAGCGUGUUAUUAUGUUAAUGGUUGUUGUGAUGGUAGUGAUUGGACCAAUGCAUGGUGAAAUGGCUGUGACAUAUCUUUUUACACGUUUCCGUUUCAACUGGAGUGAGGUGGAGUUCAGCGUAUUUUCUACCUAUGCGAUGAUUACGGGACUAAUUGGCGUACUUUUCUGUGUCGGCAUUCUUUCGCACAAAUUGAAGAUCGAUGAUGCGUUGGUCGGCGUCAUUUCGAGUAUGUCAAAAAUUCUAUCGGGUUUCGUCUAUGCUUUUGCUACCGUGCCCUGGCAUAUGUAUGUUGGUGCGAUUGUGGAGAUAUUUAACGGUACUGCCUUCAUAGCUAUGCGUUCGAUUGCCACCAAGCUGGUGUGCAAAGACGAAUUGGGCAAAGUGAACUCGUUGUUCGGCGUUGCCGAAGCGCUGAUGCCUAUGGUUUUCGCACCCAUGUACACCACUUUGUAUGCGGCCACAUUGAAAGUAUUACCCGGCGCUUUCUAUUUGUUAGGUGGCGCGCUUACCGCACCCGCAGUGUUUAUUUUCCUCUGGAUGUACAACUUCCAAUGCAAACAACGGCGCAAAGCGAUUGCACAAACUGUCGAUAGUGAAACUGGCGUCACCAAAGCAGAUUGUCUGGACGCCAAAGACGCGAAUGGUAAUAUUAAUGCGAUUGAAGCGAUAGCGUUGGCGAGCGAGGCGAAGGGCCAACUAAACGGCAUCGUAACGAAUGUGAUACAUGAAAAUCUCGAACAGGCCGAGCAUGCGGCCGAAUGUGUGCAACGGGAUACUGAAGCGCGUGCAGCGGUUGUGGCGCAGGCGCAAACGAUAGCAAACGGCAUGGAGAAUAGGGCGUUCGAAGGCGAUGAAGUUGAGUUGCGCCAGCGCCAACAAACGAGAGUGUAACCAAUAGGUUUGAGCUGGUCUGCAUAUGAGAGUAUUUUUUGCAAUAAAUGUUGUAUGGCGUAGCAGGAGUAGAAAGUUAUGGGGUAUACCCAGUAUACACUGGUAAUGUGUGAUGUAUUAUUAUUAUUUUUUUUUUGAAACGUGUAAAGUUAUAAUUAUGUAAUUUUAAAUAAGUAUACAUAUAAUAAUAUUUUUUGUUAGAUUUUAAGUAAUUUAAGUUGAACACUGUGUAUUCUAAUAUUAAAAUAAAAAACACUAAGUAGUUUUUGUUUAUAAAAA
Molecule: messenger RNA, 2957 nt
Organism: Bactrocera oleae (olive fruit fly)
Lineage: Eukaryota; Metazoa; Arthropoda; Insecta; Diptera; Tephritidae
Product: probable peptidoglycan muropeptide transporter SLC46
Biological process (GO): transmembrane transport
Cellular component (GO): membrane
Molecular function (GO): transmembrane transporter activity
Source: RefSeq, a predicted model, not a curated record